Messenger RNA from Pisolithus orientalis, 765 nucleotides. RefSeq lists its product as uncharacterized. The coding region runs from base 1 to 765 and encodes 254 amino acids. NCBI's taxonomy places the organism in Eukaryota, Fungi, Basidiomycota, Agaricomycetes, Boletales, Pisolithaceae. The record is from RefSeq and is a predicted model, not a curated record. The transcript has 7 exons.
AUGGAGCUGCAACUGUGGCAAGGACAGGCCAAUGAGCUUGAAGAGAAGGCAGUCAUCUUUUGGACUGACAUUUUCCAUGGAAGUAACUACCACAUGGCCAUGCAUGCCUGGGGAAGGGUGGCCAAUGCUGAAGCAGUGGUGCAAUGUCAUGCUGCUAUGUGCCACCAGUGCUGCAUUCAAAUGAGCAGCAUGGCAGUAUCUGACCCAAAUGCCAGAGGUCACAGAGACAAUACCCUACCAUGGAUCUGGACAAUGGAUGUACCAAGGGACAUGGCCACUAAUGAUUGGAUGUCAGAAUUCUACAGAGUCAAUUGGCUCCAGAUGAGGGCACUGUGGGACAGAUGGAAGGAGGAGGUUCAGCUGUUGAAAUGUGAACAGGAGUGGACUAAAAACUUCUUUGAAAACAAGUAUGACAUCUCAUCUUUCAUGCCAUACUUGGGAAUAAGGUUUUGUCACCUUGUCACUGCCAUGAAGAAGCUGGAUUGGUCUGAAUACUGGCACACUAGUUGGUAUCAACAUUUCCUGGCAGAAGUGGUAAGCCACUGUUCCUGUGGUGGUGCAAUGGUUGAUAGUGGUACAGGGAUUAAGGAGUGCCAUGUCAAACUGGCUACUACCAUGUCCCAUGCAUGGUGGCAGAAUGACAGCAGCAAAGUGGAAUUGGGAUAUGAGAGGAGACCUCUGUGGAACGUAAUUACAGAAGCCAUGGAAUUUUUUGCAGGAGUAUCAGUUGUGUGGGUGGAGUCGGUGUUGAACAUGCGGGAAUGA